Molecule: messenger RNA, 528 nt
Organism: Atta colombica
Lineage: Eukaryota; Metazoa; Arthropoda; Insecta; Hymenoptera; Formicidae
Product: 60S ribosomal protein L22-like
Exons: 4
Coding region: 49-462 (137 amino acids)
Biological process (GO): cytoplasmic translation
Cellular component (GO): ribosome
Molecular function (GO): RNA binding; structural constituent of ribosome
Source: RefSeq, a predicted model, not a curated record
UCAGAAUCAAUUUUCUCGUGUUCUUUUAUUCGUUGGACACACGUGAACAUGGUUCCGCCAGCAAAGAAAACUAAAGGCCCGAUUAAGAAGCAGGUGCUUCGGGGCAAGGGACAGAAGAAAAAGGUAUCCGUGAGGUUCACGAUCGAUUGCACGCAUCCCGUGGAAGAUAAUAUUAUGGAUGUUAACAAUUUUGAAAAAUAUUUACAAGAAAAAAUCAAGGUUGGUGGGAAAACUAAUAACUUUGGCAACAAUGUUGCCUUGGAACGCAAUAAAAUGAAACUCACUGUCAACAGUGAUGUCGAUUUCUCAAAACGAUAUCUCAAGUAUUUGACAAAGAAAUACUUGAAGAAGAAUAAAUUGCGUGAUUGGUUGCGAGUAGUAUCGAAAGACAAGGAAACGUAUGAGUUACGAUACUUCCAGAUUAACAGUCAAGAAGAUGAUGAUGAGGAAGAUGUGGAAUAAUUCUUUUUAUUCUUUUAAUUGCAGAUGCUGUAUAUAUUUCUUUUAAUAAAGAACACUAAAAUUUGA